Molecule: messenger RNA, 640 nt
Organism: Gongylonema pulchrum
Lineage: Eukaryota; Metazoa; Nematoda; Chromadorea; Rhabditida; Gongylonematidae
Source: the annotation of a GenBank genome assembly
UCAAUGUAAACGUUAUUUUCACGUGAUGCUUUCGCAGAAGGGAGAAGCAGCAGUGGAGCAAGAGGAUUCUGUGGAUAAUCUGGCUACAUCAACAGUAGCAACAAGUGAAGGGAUUGAUUUCGACUACACCCCUAGCGGGCAAACUAAGGAAGAAGAAUGGCCGUUGUUGUGGAGGUUAUUAAAGGUGAAAACAGACGUCAAGGAAAUGGAUAUGCCAGUUAUGGAAAUGAUUAGUGCAAAGAAGCUGCAGAAGAUCUUGUCAUUGUGUAUACGGCCAACAUCAGCCAACGUGCAGCAAUGCGAUAUUGAGCAUCUGAACUGGCUGCUACACAGAGAAUCGAUUGUUGUGGCAAACGAAAUGCAACCCGAGUUUUGUUCUGUCAUUUCGAAGGAGUCGAAACAGCUUCUACGAUACUGUGUAAAUUAUAAUCUGAGCAAAAAUGCAGAGGCGUCGAUGCGGCAGUUGGUUUCCGGAUGGCUUUCUUUUGUGAAUGUUUUUGCCAUAUUUGCUCCUGUACCUCUGGUUCCACACGUCGUGCAGUAUCAGUACAUCUCAGACGCAGUGUACCUGCUGCUGAGUUAUGCCUCGGGUAUUGUGAUGGAUAUGAAGCUGAGUGCAGCGGUUUCACAGUGCCUGCUC